Molecule: messenger RNA, 3606 nt
Organism: Musca vetustissima
Lineage: Eukaryota; Metazoa; Arthropoda; Insecta; Diptera; Muscidae
Gene: kek3
Exons: 2
Coding region: 1-3522 (1173 amino acids)
Molecular function (GO): protein binding
Source: RefSeq, a predicted model, not a curated record
AUGGCUCGCAACAAAACAAACGAAAUAAAAUCGACAGACAAAGUAGCAACAACUACAGCAGCAGUGGUAGUUCCACUAGCAUUGCUGGCAAACAAUGCAUCAUUUCAUCAGCAACAGAUUCGUUCAACGAAGCCCUUCUAUCGGCGUCUAUAUGGACGGAGGCAUCAUCAUCAGCACGCCGAUCAGCAGCAUCAUCAUCGAACCUGUUGUGGGACACCAGACAGCCAACACGAACACCAACCGGAGCAGCAGCAACACACACAUCCACAAGCCACACCUUCUGCCUCGAUAGAUGGCAUUACCCAAGAUAUCCCCUAUUGUCUGGGAGACGAUAAUACCGCUCAGAGCAUAACACUCUCUUGUAAAGUGAGAAGAAAAUCAAAAUCUCUCCCCCCAUCAUCACGUUUCACAUUACCCCUGUUCACUGAGUCACUUAAACGUUUUCGAAGUAUACCGCUGGUCCAGCUACUGUGGCUACUUUGCUGCCUCAGCAAUUUGGUUCACCGCACAAUGGCCGAAUGUCCCAGCGUGUGUGAGUGCAAGUGGAAGAGUGGAAAGGAGUCUGUUUUGUGCCUUAAUGCAAAUCUAACACAUAUCCCGGCCCCCCUGGAUGCUGGUACCCAAGCUUUGGAUCUCACCGGAAAUGAGUUGGCCACCAUACCGGAUGACACAUUCGCGGAGGUCAACCUGCUAAAUCUGCAGAAAGUGUAUUUGGCCAAAUGUCGUUUGCGUCUGAUCGAACGUUAUGCCUUUCGGGGACUAAUAAAUCUGGUGGAGUUGGAUCUGAGCUUUAAUGCCCUGGCCCACAUACCAUCCGAUGCCCUGGAAAGUGUCACUGAACUGAGGGAAUUGAAACUGAACGGCAAUCCCAUACUUGUGGUGGCCAACGAUGCCUUUCGACAAAUGAUGCAUUUGGUGCGAUUGGAAUUGAGCGACUGCCGCAUAGAAACAGUAGAGGUUAAGGCUUUUGCAGGUCUAGAAUCCAGUUUGGAAUAUCUAAAACUAGACGGAAAUAAACUAUCCGAGGUGAGAUCCGGUACCAUAACUUCACUCACCAAUUUACAUGGCAUUUCAUUGUCACGCAACAUGUGGAAUUGUUCAUGUUCUCUGCGGCCGCUGCGGGCAUGGAUGUUACGAGAGAACAUACCCUGUGGAAUACCUCCUGUCUGCCAAAGUCCACCACGUCUGGCCGGCAAAUCUUGGGACAAAAUUGAUUUAGAUGAUUUUGCCUGUGUGCCACAGAUCAUUGCCACCGAUACCACUGCCCACGGCGUUGAGGGACGCAACGUUACGAUGAGUUGUUAUGUCGAGGGGGUACCCGAACCGUCGGUGCGGUGGAUGGUAAAGAAUCGGGUGAUUGCCAAUUUAACGGCGGCAAAUGGUGACCAGCCCUCCACUAGCCCACGUACUGCUGCUGCCACACAAGGCCGCAAAACCUAUGUAGUCAAUAUGCUACGCAAUGCCUCAAACUUGACCAUACUCACGGCGGAUAUGCAAGAUGCUGGUAUUUAUACAUGUGCUGCGGAAAAUAAGGCUGGCAAAGUGGAGGCAUCCGUAACACUGGCUGUGUCCAGACGUCCCCCCGAGGCCCCUCUGGGCUUCAAAGUUAUCCUGCUGUGCAUAUUCAUAGCCUUGCUCUUUGUGGCCGGUUCAUCCUUUGGGGCAAUCUGUUUUUGCUCGUUGCGACGCAAAAGGAAAAUGCGUUUGUGGAAUACAGUGCCGCAGGGUCGUACGGAGAGCUAUGAAAAAAUUGAAAUGACUUCGCGUAUGGCUGGUGCCGGAGGCAUAGGAGGCUCAAACAAACCGGAUUUGGGUGGUAAAACGGGCCUACAGGAAACGGGAAAAAGCCCCAACAGCACACAGGGCCAGCUAUUCCAUGACAAUGAAAAUGGCUAUCUGUGUUCGGCCACCACACCUCUGAAUUGCGGCUCGGAUGAUGGUGGCGAUACGGGUGGCGCCAUUGUCAAUCCAAGCGGUGGUAGUUCAAAGCGUAAUGGUGAUUAUCGCAAUGUACCCACCCACUGUGAUGACGACGAUAAUGAUCAUAUGCAGCAGAGUUUGGGCAGCAAUUCGGGCGGAGGUUGUGGUGUUGGUGGUGCUGGUCACACAUAUCAACGCAGCAUGCUGCUAACGUCGACAACACACAAUAAUGGUACGCUAACAACCACCACCAGUACCUCAUUAACAACGCCACGUUGGAAAACGAGCUCAGCUUUUCAAUCAGCAGGCGGUCCAGAUUGCCACCUUUCACAUUUGGAUCCGACGCAGGCAGGCUUGAAGUCCAGCGGUAAAGAGGAUACAGACUUGCAUAUACCAAGACUCAUAGAUAUUGGAUCUACACCAGAAACUGGUUCCGUUUCAAUUUCCGGCAAAGUAGAUGCAGCUUCACGUCAAACGUCAUCGGGUUACAAUCAUGUGGCGAAUUGGGUAACAUCCUCGCUGAGUUCUUCGGCGAAAAUGUCCGCGGCGAAUCACAGCGCUUUGAAUAAUAAUCAUCAGCCGAGCAGUUUGGAUUAUUACAGUCCCAAAGACGAUGUGAAUUCGUCGGUGUUUUGUGGCAAAGAAACUUCAGAUAACGAUUUGUUUGAUAGCAACUAUCCCGACCUUCUGGAUAUUGCCAAAUAUGCCGUUGCCCAAGCUACCAGUGCCAGCCAGACAAACGGUGGUCUCUGUACCCUGCCAAGAAAAUUGAAAAAUACCGGUAAAUAUUUUAAAAAUUCCUCAGAUAGCCAAAGUCCGCUGCUGGCGGAUAAUUCUAGUAAGUAUGGCAGCAGUACAUUGGGCGAUGCUGGCUACUUAAAUGAAGUUGCAUUGGGUAGACGAUUUUCCGCCGAAUCUUCCUAUUCGAGUUAUGGUGGACCGGUAACAUAUACCAAGGGUCAAAGAUCGAAUAGCUUUUUGAAUCUUGUACAUAGUUCGAGUAAAAACGCCUUGGCAAAUGCGGCCGGCAACAAGGCCGCCGCCAUAGCCAAUGCAAUGGGAACAAGAAAAAAUCCCAGUCUACCCUCCUCACCGGUACAUGACUAUCAACAGCAACAUCAGCGAUCUUUAAGUUCGGCUGCAACACCGUUGCUGGACUUCUCCACUAUCGCCAGUCGGACGGGUGUAACAAAUGCUCCAGCUGGUACACCUAGUGGUAUGAGCAGCUCAAUGCACUGUGGAGCGAAUACAGCGCCCGUGACAGCUUAUGACUAUCACGCAGCCCAGUUGGAACGUUUUCUCGAAGAAUAUCGCAAUCUGCAAGAUCAACUUUGUAAAAUGAAAGAAACCUGUGACACAAUACGUAAAAAAGAAGUCCCGCUGCGAGUGGGCCUAGGUCAUUCGGCCCAUGCAGCCGAUCCUGUUAUGUAUAAUGCUGCUCUGGCUGCUGCAGCCAGCAGUCCCACCACCAAUCCAAAAAUAACACUAAAAACCAAAGCAACUCUACCCGGACAACCACCGGAUCCGCCGCCAUAUUGGUUACAUCGCAAUGCCAUGCUGAAGAGACUAAAUGAACCGCAGAAUGAUAUUUUCAAAAGCUAAUGAAUAUCAGGUGUACAGUUAUCGUUACAAUUAAGUCAAUUUACGUUAAGAUCAGAGAAAAGUUGUUGGUUUUAAUUCGCAAUU